CGGGUUACUCUUUUAACAGCGCACGGAGCUAACUUAAGCUAGCGCAUUAAUGCUAACCGAAAAUGAAAGCUGCUGUGUCAGCUUAACCCGGCCGGGCCUUACUCUCUUCUCCUGUUCCGGCUUUUGAAGGUAAAAGACGAAUGACUUGAGGUCGGCCGGUGCUUCUUUCAACUUGCUUCCCCGAGUUUGCCACAUCGCUGGAACAUGCUAGCGUCAUUUGGAUUGAGUUGCUGUCUGGACUGACAGCAAGUUAGCCGGACACCGUGCUGAUUAUUCACACCAUGCGGCAAACGCUUGACAGCAAACUCCUUGUUUUAAUGUCAGCGGAUUUGAACUUAAAAGCCCCCAAAGGCGCAGCCGCCGGUUGUGAGAUGUGUCACCUUAGCUUCGUCUGGCUCAACUUUUCCUCAUGUCAAUCCGAGUGUAUGUGGCAAACGUGGAUUUCCCCCUGAUCUACCAGUCUGCCAAGCCGGAGGGCAUUCCCAAGCAGGGUGUGCACCAUUAUCUUACCAGUGCCAGGCACGUCGUUUGAUCUGCACGGAUCUCUGGUGUCUGUGGACUAAUUGCACCAAGAGUCUUCGUGAAAAUCUGAGUUAUUAAUCAGACACUGAGGAUGCCAGUGAAACAGACCUUGCCAAGCAUGACGAGGAUGACUAUGUGGAAAUCAAAGAGCAGAUGUACCAAGAAAAACUGGCCUCUCUAAAAAGACAGCUGCAGCAAUUACAGGAAGGUACACUGCAGGAGUAUCAGAAGAGGAUGAAGAAGCUGGACCAGCAGUAUAAAGAGAGACUCCGAAAUGCAGAUCUGUUCCUCCAGCUUGAGACAGAGCAGGUUGAGAGGAACUACAUCAAGGAGAAGAAGGCAGCGGUGAAGGAGUUUGAUGAUAAAAAGGUUGAACUGAAGGAAAACCUAAUUGCAGAGCUGGAGGAGAAAAAGAAGAUGAUUGAGAACGAGAAAUUAACAAUGGAGCUGACAGGCGAUUCUAUGGAGGUAAAACCUAUCAUGACUCGGAAAUUAAGGAGGCGGCCCAACGAUCCUGUCCCGAUACCAGACAAACGAAGAAAACCUGCACCAGCUCAGCUAAAUUAUUUGUUAACAGACGAGCAGAUAAUGGAAGAUCUAAGAACACUUAAUAAGCUCAAGUCACCAAAACGGCCAGUGUCUCCUUCGUCUCCAGAGCACAUCCCCUCUGCUCCCAUGGAGAACCCCUCCCAGCGUUACGAGGCUCGCAUCGAGGAGGGGAAACUUUACUACGACAAAAGAUGGUACCACAAGAGCCAGGCCAUCUACCUGGAGUCAAAGGACAACACAAAGAUUAGCUGUGUCAUCAGCUCAGUGGGCACCAAUGAGAUUUGGGUCAGAAAGACGAGCGACAGUACAAAGAUGAGGAUCUACCUGGGGCAGCUGCAGAGGGGAGCGUUCGUCAUUCGUCGACGAUCAGCUGCGUGAAAUAUCGUCUCAACCCCACCUGUUUAUUUAUCCAUCCAUCCGCUGUCUAUUCAGUGCAUCUCAUUUGAGUUUAACAUGUGGCCUCUUUUUCAUCUCAUAUUCUUAUAUAUACUUCCCCCUAGUGUACAAACAUACACACGGAUACAGUCUUCCAUGGCCAAAAUAUCCCAUCUGAUUUUUCUAACAUAAACCAAGUACCAGUACAGUAAAAGCAGUCAUAGACACUGUUUUCCAGAAUUAUUUGUCACUAUGUGGCAUGUGUGUGGAAGCAGUUACAAAUAAGCCUAUUUUUGCUGUCAUCACAGACCUUUUCUAUAUUGUGCGGUUUUAUUUACAUUUAUCAUUAAGUUAUUUUGCUCAGCCAACCUCAUGUUGACCCAUAGAAACCGUCUUGAAGGCUUUCAGAUGUCUCACAGGUGUAAUGCGACCGAGCAAGUACAAAAAAAAAAGCUGCUUCGGGUUUAACUGAAGAUCAUUAAACGGAAGAAGUCGCGCCAUUUUCAAGAAUAUGCCUUUUGCACUGUCAUCAAGGCACUGGGGCUGCUUGCUAUGCUGAUGGUUUUUACAUGUUUAAAUGUCCUGUGUGUUAAACCUUUACGUUCUUAUUUGGGGGGGAAAAAAGACACAUUUUGGUAGUUCACUGUUAAUAUGUUGGGUUUUUUUUUUGUCAUUUUACAUGAUCCUCUUCACGUGAACAAUCUGGGUGAGUUCAACUGUAUUAUUGUAAGAUUACUGUUAAUUUGUACUGUGUUCCAUUUUAUUAAAAUGCUUUCUGCCUUUAUUAAGUAAA
Messenger RNA from Amphiprion ocellaris (clown anemonefish), 2239 nucleotides. It is a transcript of the gene suds3, whose product is annotated as SDS3 homolog, SIN3A corepressor complex component. Gene Ontology annotation, molecular function: histone deacetylase binding. The transcript is spliced from 12 exons. Lineage: Eukaryota; Metazoa; Chordata; Actinopteri; Pomacentridae. Bases 676 to 1449 code for a protein of 257 amino acids. The record is from RefSeq and is a predicted model, not a curated record. Gene Ontology annotation, cellular component: Sin3-type complex. Gene Ontology annotation, biological process: negative regulation of transcription by RNA polymerase II.